This is a messenger RNA of Anthonomus grandis grandis, 2714 nucleotides long. RefSeq names its product high affinity cationic amino acid transporter 1. The transcript has 16 exons. Gene Ontology annotation, cellular component: plasma membrane. The record is from RefSeq and is a predicted model, not a curated record. Gene Ontology annotation, biological process: transmembrane transport; amino acid transport. Bases 172 to 2274 code for a protein of 700 amino acids. Lineage: Eukaryota; Metazoa; Arthropoda; Insecta; Coleoptera; Curculionidae. Gene Ontology annotation, molecular function: amino acid transmembrane transporter activity.
CACACAUCAUAUGAAAUGUGAAUCAUAUGGUCUUUGUUUAUUUUCCUGUUUCUGAUAAUUCCUUUUAUCUACAAAAGAAAUUGGGCGUAAAAAUUAUUACAUAUUUUAUUACGAUUAUGAAACUCUUCAUUAAGUGUUAAGUAGUGAGACAAAUAAAUAAAAUACUUGGAAAUGGGACGAAUAUGGAAAGUUAUCACAAGAAAAAAGGUGAUAAAUCCAGUAACGGCAGAAGAAACACGUUUAGGACGAGUUCUUAAUGUGUUUGACUUGACAGCACUUGGCGUGGGCAGUACUUUAGGAGUGGGACUAUUUAUUUUGGCAGGUCAAGUAGCUAAGGAUACUGCUGGUCCUUCUGUUAUCAUUAGUUUUGUAUUAGCAGCCAUUGCUUCAGCUUUUGCCGGUCUGUGCUAUGCAGAAUUUGGUGCCAGGGUUCCUAGAGCGGGUUCUGCGUAUAUUUAUAGCUAUGUCUGUGUAGGCGAGUUUAUUGCUUUUGUGAUUGGAUGGAAUCUUAUCUUGGAAUAUAUCAUAGGCUCUGCCAGUGUAGCACGUGGUAUUAGCGUUUACAUCGACUCACUCUUAAACAAUACAAUGGGAAACGCUUUUAAGGAAAUUGCUCCAAUAAAUAUUCCAUAUUUGUCUUCCUAUUUUGAUUUUUUUUCAUUUAUUUUAUCAGUAGUUGUAUCAGUCGGCCUAGCAUUUGGUCUUAAAGAAAGUAGUAUGGUCAACAAUAUUGUGACCGUCUUAAACAUAUUAGUGGUACUGUUUAUAGUAGUUACUGGUUCACUUAAAGCUGACCUGGCAAACUGGCAAAUACCAGCAAACACUACAAACUCUACUGCCAUUGGAAAUGGUGGAUUUUUUCCAUUCGGCGUGGAAGGAAUGAUAAAAGGUGCUGCCACUUGUUUCUAUGCAUUUGUCGGGUUUGACUGUAUAGCGACAACAGGAGAGGAAGUUGCUAAUCCCAGAAAGGCUAUACCUGUUUCUAUUAUAACAUCUUUACUUAUAGUUUUUUUGGCAUAUUUUGGAGUUUCUACUGUUCUGACUCUUAUGGUGCCUUAUUAUUUACAGGAUCAUGAUGCUCCAAUACUAAAGGCCUUUGAAGCUGUUGGUUUCAACGUAGCUAAAUGGAUUAUUGCAAUAGGUGCAAUAUUUGGACUUUCUGCAAGCCUUUUUGGUGCUAUAUUUCCCCUACCGAGGAUAAUAUAUGCUAUGGGUUCUGACGGGCUUAUAUUUAAGUUUUUAGCGAAGAUUGAUCCAAGAUUUCAAUCUCCUGUAAUCGGAACUAUUUUUGCGGGACUUUUGACAGGCUUAAUGUCAGCUAUUUUCGAUAUAGGACAAUUAAUUAACAUGAUGUCUAUAGGAACUUUGCAGGCAUAUACGAUGGUUGCCGCCAGCGUUUUAAUUUUAAGAUAUAAAGACGAGCCUAAAAAGCUUUAUAUUCCGAUCAGGGCCUCAACUGACACAGAAAGUGUUAGCAGUGAGAGUAGCAUUGAUGAAAAAUAUAAUGAUAAUGGAAUAACACAAAACUUUGAUGGCCUAACAAAUGAUGAACAAGAGCUUCUAUCUAGUACCCCGACUCCAGGUUUUUCUAACUAUUUAAAGCAAAUUUUUAAUUGUCGAAAUAGUGAACCGAACAGAGUGUCAGAAAGUAUUGUUGCUUCUGAAGUAUUUAUUUAUUGUAUUUUCUGCAUAGGAAUUAGUCUAUGUAUAAUAUAUUUAAAUGGUCACAUCCUAAACGGAGAACUUUGGGCUGUACUAAUUACGUGUGUCCUAGUAUUUUUGACAGUGUUGCUGCUUGUUUCUUUGGCAACACAACCGAAGUCAAGACGCGAUUUGUCAUUUAAGGUACCUCUUAUCCCUUUAAUACCAGCUCUCAGUAUUAUUAUUAACAUUUAUUUAAUGUUAAUGUUAGACGCUAUGACUUGGGUAAGGUUUGGUGUUUGGAUGGUUAUCGGCAUACCAAUGUAUUGCGCAUGUGCAUGCAACUGUAAAUCCGCUCAAAAAUUACAAAACGGUCACUAUGACAGUAAUAUUAUUAAUGGGACUCUCAAACAUAGUAUAGGAGGAAUUGCGAAUCCACCAUUAGUAAUAAGGGAUCCCAAUGGACAUCAACCAAAAAGUUGUAAGAAAAAAGUUGCCCCAGCGCCUCCUCCUACCAUUUUUGAAACUUUGGAAGUCCAGCAAGAGGCGGUUAUUGCUCAGUUGGAUGAAAUACUCGAUAACGAAGCAGCAAUAUUGCAGCUGGAAGAUUCCUCAAAUGAUGAGAAUGAUUGAGUAUAUAUGUUUUUUAUGGACUACCCAAUAGCUUAAGGGGGUACCUAACAGAUUAUGAAAGGAUAGAAUAGGAAGGUUAAAGUAAUUUAUAUUAAUAAUGUUACUUGAAAUAUCUUUAGGAAAGGAAGGAAAAUGUAUACUAUUUAUUUGUUACCAAAACAUGAACUUUUGUAUAGAUAUAUUUUAUUUUUUAGAAAUGUUCUGCUUUUAAUUUGCGAACAUGGAUGUUAUUUUAUUGACAUUGUAAUGCCAAAAUUAUAUAUUUGGAAGAAAUGUGAUGUGCUAAGUCGGAUUAAAUUAAAAACUUAUAUUAUUGAAAUAUAAAUAUAUUUCGAGUUUUGGUGUCCAGGCAGAAUCAAUACAUAUAUCGGGCAUUUAGUAGACAACAAUGUUUUACUAUUGAAAACAUGUAGAAAUAAAUGUAGUUAAAUAGAAUAUAA